Molecule: messenger RNA, 1524 nt
Organism: Dimorphilus gyrociliatus
Lineage: Eukaryota; Metazoa; Annelida; Polychaeta; Dinophilidae
Source: the annotation of a GenBank genome assembly
CUUCUCAUAACACGGUGUCCAUAUUCAGUACUAAUAAUAUCUAGCAUGUCAAAAAUUAACGUAUUGUUAGGUAUCUUAGGAGUAAUUGUUGCAAUAUUUGCUAUCUUCCGACCUACUAAUAAUCCACCACUAAAUUAUCAUAUCUUUACGGAGCCUGGGUUCGAGAAAGUAGCGGAAAUCUUCAUAAAUGAAGUUAAAAAUGGGAAUAUUCAAGGUGCAAACUUUGCUGCAUAUCAUAAAGGCAAGCUAAUUGUAAAUUUAGUUGGAGGCUAUGCUGACAAAGAAACUCGAAAUCCUUGGACAUUUGAUACGAUUACCCAAGUAUUUUCAAGCACGAAAGGAGUAGCAAUGACAGCUUUAAACCAUCUACAAUCCAAAGGAUUAUUAGAUUAUGAUCAACCUAUUUCUAAGUACUGGCCAGAGUUUUCUCAGAAUGGAAAAUCUAAUAUUACCAUCAAGCAUCUACUUACGCAUACAGCAGGAAUGGCAAUUAUAGAGAAAACUUGGGAUCCUAAAGACUUGCUUGAAAACUAUACGAAAGUAUCUGAAAUUUUUGCUGAGCAAAAACCAUCUUGGCCAGCUGGUACUAAAAUUGGAUAUCAUGGCUUAACAACUGGAGUAUUAGUUGAUAAUAUAGUUAGAAGAGUUGACUUAAGUCAUAGAUCCUUAAGUGACUACGUAGCAGAGGAGUUCUCCUUCCCUUAUCAGUUAGAUUUGUACUUGGGUUUACCUCUGACUGAAAAUUAUCGAACAGCGAAAUUUUACGAGGUCAAUAUACCUAACCUUGACAUGUUCACAACAGGAAGGAAAUAUUUAAGCAUAUUUCUUAACUUAAUUAAACCAGGGUCAUUAACGAACGCCGCUUUAACUAAUCCAAUUGAAUAUUUACAGAGCUACUGGUUAAAUAAUCCAUACAAUAGAGCUAUACCAGAUGGUUCCCUAAUGGGGUUUAGCAAUGCUCAGACCUUAGCUAAAUUUUAUUCACUUAUUCUAUCCGGUGAAAUUCUUAAUAAAGAAUUUGCGAAAGAUUUGAACAAGCCACUAGUCAAAGGACGAAACAUCAUUGUGGAUAUCGAACCCAGUCAGAUAUCUUAUGGAUAUUUCUUGAUAAAAGCUCCUCAUGGAGGAUUAAUAUUCGGACAUCCAGGAACUGGAGGUCAAGCUGCGUUCGCUGAUCCGAAAUUUGACUUAUCAUUGUCGUAUAUUACAAACUAUCAUAGUUUAUAUGGGCUUGGAGAUGACCCAAGAUUUUUACUGUUAUCAUCUGCAGUUUACGAUUGCAUAAAGAACUUAUAAAAUUAUUAAUAUACUAUAUACGGCAUAUUGUAUAUUUUCAAAAUCAAAAUUCGUUAAAACCUACCUCUGGAAUAGAGUACACUUGAUUGCACCACUCAUUAAAAUUCAUCAUAGUUGCAGCUACUCUUACAGGGAUGAACGCAUUUUUAUCGUUAGUUAUUUCUGGAUCUAUUAGCUUUUCUUUAAUCAUCACAAAAUCUUCAUCCAAUAGAUAACAUAGAUUCCCUU